AUGCUAAAAGUGUCCCCUUGGAAAGGUAUUAUCCGUUUUGGAAAGCGUGGGAAACUAAGUCCCCGUUUCCUUGGACCGUUCAAAGUCUUGGCUAAGAUAGGACUUCAAGCUUCCAAAUUAGAACUACCACCUGAGAUGGCCGGAAUCCACAACACAUUUCAUGUGUGUUACCUUCGUAAGUGUUUGGCGAAUGAAGAAAGUGUGAUACCAUUGUCGGAAAUUCGGGUUGAUGAGAACAAUCAAUGCGUGGAAGGACCGGAGGCCAUCUUGGAAAGCAAAACCAAGGUGUUGAGGAACAGAGAGGUUGUCAUGGUCAAGGUAAAAUGGAAGCAUCAUCGAGGGUCAAACGUGACUUGGGAAGCGGAUGAGGACUUGAAGAGGCGUUACCCUCAGCUUUUCGCGUCACGAAGUGCAGCAGAAGCUGCUGUGGAGCCACGAAGUGCAGCAGAAGCUGCUGUUGAGCCACGAAGAACUGUCGUUAGCUGCUGUUAA
Molecule: messenger RNA, 492 nt
Organism: Cynara cardunculus var. scolymus (artichoke)
Lineage: Eukaryota; Viridiplantae; Streptophyta; Magnoliopsida; Asterales; Asteraceae
Exons: 2
Coding region: 1-492 (163 amino acids)
Source: RefSeq, a predicted model, not a curated record